AUGCGUAUGUAUAAAAUGACAGAUUAUUCCAAACUUAUGAGAAACUUCAAAAUGGAUAUAUCUGAGGAUAUAGUUAUAGAAAACCAGAGAGGAAUAACUUUAAUAGGCUACACGUUGUAUUCACCGCAUUUAUUAAUCCCUAGAAUCGAUCCUCCUCAAUAUCAAAUACUUUAUUUUAAAGUUAAAGAAGGGGAUCCAAAUGAUGAUGCAAAGGCUACAUUUACAUCAUUAUCGAAUAAGAUUCUUCAUUCAUUCGAACAACUGUAUCCUAUGGAUUUUCAAGAAAAUGAGGUCACUUCUAGGCAACAUAGGUGGUACGUUCUUAUGUCGGUUGAGAAUACAGAUGAUGAUGGUUGGGAUUAUAGUUGGUCAUUCCGAAGUAAAAGAUGGAAGUAUAAAAAUGGUUUAGUUAGAAGAAGAGUGUGGGUAAGGCUACCUGAGACGGAACAGUAA
Maudiozyma barnettii is the source of this 453-nucleotide messenger RNA. RefSeq names its product Spo73p (gene SPO73). Gene Ontology annotation, cellular component: membrane. The record is from RefSeq and is a predicted model, not a curated record. Bases 1 to 453 code for a protein of 150 amino acids. Lineage: Eukaryota; Fungi; Ascomycota; Saccharomycetes; Saccharomycetales; Saccharomycetaceae. The transcript has a single exon.